Oncorhynchus mykiss (rainbow trout) is the source of this 1208-nucleotide messenger RNA. It is a transcript of the gene nitr1, whose product is annotated as novel immune-type receptor 1. Lineage: Eukaryota; Metazoa; Chordata; Actinopteri; Salmoniformes; Salmonidae. Gene Ontology annotation, biological process: response to bacterium. The record is from RefSeq and is marked provisional.
GAAGGGAGGAUGACAACUUCAAAGAGGAUCACACUUUGUCUGAUAUUUCCACUUCUUGUAGAGAUGGAUGUGGUAACUGGUACUGGGUCCUCAUCUAUACUUCAGGACAGUGGUUUCACAUCAGCCAACGUUGGCGACGCAAUGAUUGUGCACUGCUUCUAUAAAGGCCACAUAGCCAUGCAUUUCUCCUGGUACAAGCAACCCUUUGGAGAUAAGCUUCAACUCUGCUCAACUGUCUAUAAGUUUGACAGGAACGCAACCUUUUACCAUGAGUUUAGGGAUAACCCUCGAUUCUCAGUGGAAAACGGCCAAGAAAAGAAUCACCUAAAGAUCUCAGACAUGCAGCUCUCUGAUUCAGGUACAUACUACUGUGGAAGCUCUUAUGGCAACAAGGUGGAGUUGGGAGAAGGAGCCAUUCUCUUAGUAAAAGGAUCAGGGUCCAGAAACAUAUCUGUACUCCAGCACCCUGUGUCUGAGUCAGUCCAGCCAGGAGACUCUGUGACUCUGAACUGUACAAUACACACUGAGACCUGUGCAGGAGAACACAGUGUCUAUUGGUUCAGACAUGCCUCAGGAGAAUCCCUUCCAGGAGUCAUUUACACCCAUGGAAACAGGAGUGAUCAGUGUGAGAAGAGCCCUGAGGCUUGGUCUCCUACACAGAGCUGUGUCUACAACCUCCCCAAGAGGAACCUCAGCCUCUCUGAUGCUGGGACUUACUACUGUGCUGUGGCCUCAUGUGGGGAGAUUCUGUUUGGGAACGGGACCAAGCUGGACAUUCAAGUUCCAGAACAUCAUUCUCCAUUUGAUCUGAGUCCUACUGUUCUGUCAUUGGUCAUCUCCAACAUCUUUCUGGGGAUAGUGACCCUUCUUCUUGUCUGGGCGCUGUGCAAGACUCUGAACAGAGAUAGCAGAGGGAGGACUGAUGUCCCAACGUCCCAGGGCAAUCAGAAUCAAGACAGUGACGUGUUGAACUACGCAGCUGUCAGUUUCACCCCCAAGAAGAAGUCCUCCUCUAGAACAGCGAGAAAGAAGACCAGCAGAGAGGAUGCAGUGUACUCUGAUGUCAGAUACCUUCAGCAGCAGUGAAAGAUAUCCCCACUGUCACAGACUACAAAAACAAGUUUUACAAUUUGUAGCAAAAUAAAACUGCUUUUAGUACCAAAAAUUACUAUGGAAUUUUCAAUGUAACAAAUAAACUGUUGUUUUAA